GUAGUUUAUUUACUUAUAAAGUUGAUUUCAGAUUGUUAUGAUUAUAACCAGGAUAAAAUGAGCCAAACUCCUGUCAUGGAAGGACAAUCUAAAACCAAAACAAAACGGUUUAAAGUCAAACACCCGAAGCGGAAACUAUUCCGAGCGAGUGAGCCCCUUCUUUCUGUGUUUAUGUGGGGCGUGAACCACUCUGUGAGGGAAUUGCAGCAUGUCCACGCCCCCGUUAUGCUGAUGCCAGACGACUUCAGAUCUUUUUCUAAAAUCAAGAUUGACAAUUAUGCUUUCAAUAAGGAAAACCUUCCCAGUCAUUUUAAGGUGAAGGAGUAUUGCCCCCUUGUGUUUCGAAACCUGCGGGAAAGAUUUGGAAUCUAUGAUGAAGAUUUCCUGUCCUCCCUCAUCAAGUGCCCUAAACCAAUGGACGCUCAUAAAAGUGGAGGAAAGUGCUAUCUCAGUUAUGAUGGAAUAUAUGUGAUCAACACCCUUACCACGGACCAGGUUGAAGAAAUGCAUUGUUAUCUCAAGCACUAUCAUCCUUAUGUAGUAGAGCGACACGGGAAAACAUUACUUCCCCAGUAUCUAGCCAUGUACAGGCUAACAGUAGACAAUAUAGAGACCUAUCUGGUGGUUAUGAGGAAUGUGUUCAGCUCUCAUAUGAGAAUUCAUAAAAAAUAUGAUCUGAAGGGAUCAACAGUCGACAGAGAGGCUAGUGACAAGGAACGAGAGAAGAGCUUGCCUACCCUAAAGGAUAAUGAUUUCCUGGGAGAUAAUUUGAAGAUUUGUAUUGGAGAGGAGGCCAAGGAGAAACUAUUGGAGACACUAGCUGCUGAUGCAGAGUUCCUUGCUAGGUUGAAUAUAAUGGAUUACUCGCUACUGCUCGGGAUCCACGACCUCGACCUCGGUGCAGAGGAGGUCCUCGAGAUGGUGGAGGAGGACGAGGAGGAUGAUGAAUAUGACUCUGGAGGAUCUGGAGGUGGGAAUGCAUUAACUCCUCCUGAUAGCCCUGGAUCUCCUAGACAUAGGCUUUCAGAGCAGAGAACAAACUUCAGACGAGCUAACUCUACAGUCAACGGGGGAAUUAACCCCGACAAGGAUAUAUACGCUAUUCCUUCAAGGCCGGGUCCCGGGAACUCUCAAAAUAAUGUUUAUUUUCUCUCAAUUGUUGAUGUUUUAACCCACUACGGAAUGAAGAAGGCCGCGGCAAAGGCGGCUAAAACCAUGAAGUACGGGAGUGGAGUGGAAGGCAUAUCAACAGUUGAACCGGAGCAGUACGCUAAACGAUUCAUUGCAUUCAUCGCUGAAGCGAUCGAGUAACUGGGGUCUAUUGUGAACAUUUAUAUAUUGAGUAACUGUGGUCUAUUGUGAACAUCUGUACAUCGAGUAACUGGGGUUUAUUGUGAACAUAUAUAAAUUGAUUAACUGGGGUCUAAUGUGAACACAUAUAUACUAAGUAACUAGGAUCUAUUGUGUACAUAUAUGUACCUUGAGUAACUAGGUUCUAUUGUAAACAUCUGUACAUUGAGUAACGGGUGUCUAUUCUGAACAUCUAUAUAUUAAGUAACUAGGGUCUAUUGUAAACAUCUAUAUAUUGAGUAACUAGGGUCUAUUGUGAACAUCUAUAUAUUGAGUAACUAGGGUCUAUUGUGAACAUCUGUAUAUUGAGUAACCGGGUCUUUUUUGAACAUACACGUCAUGAGUAACUGGGGUCUAUUCUAAACACUUGUAUAUUUAGGUCAUUCUAAAGCGUAUAGUGUACAGUACAGUAUACAUAGAGUAAAGUAUAAAGUGUACUUUAAGAGUGUAUAAUAUAACAAUUUACUCAGAUUUACUGCACAACUAUUAUUGAGUAAAUAUGGAGUAAAGAAAUAACUUCCUCUGAAGAAUGUAAAAGAAAUCAAAAAAAAAAGUUUCCCUACAAUUGAAACAUGUAUUUACUUGAUAUUCAAUAUUUUCUUUGUUAAAAAUUCGCGAGCGAAGGGUUGUUGUUUUAGUGUUAAUGAUACAAAUUCUGUUGUGAAUAGAUAAGAUUUGUGUUGUGAAAUAUCAAAUAAAUAUGUUUAGCAAAUGGAAAAUUUUUGCAUAAUAACCUGUUCAAGUUUUUUGCCGGUUUUUUUAAGUGGGUUAACAUAUUAUGAAUUAGAGGUUCUAUUCUAUUUUAUGUUGAAUUCAACAAGGUUCAUGUAUUUUGUAUUGUUCACUGUGUAGUGUGUAGUGAAUGGUCUUGUAUUUAAUUCUGUAGAUAAAUUUACUAAAAUGUAUUUUGUAUUGUUCACUGUGUACUGUGUAGUGAAUGGUCUUGUUUUUAAUUCUGUAGAUAAAUUUACUAAAAUGUAUUUUGUAUUGUUCACUGUGUACUGUGUAGUGAAUGGUCUUGUAUUUAAUUCUGUAGAUAAAUUUACUAAAAUGUAUUAUUAUUAUUAUCAGACAGAGUUAAAGUUUAUUGGCUAGCAUUUUAGUUCUUCAAAAAUCAGACAAAAAAAUCUAUUUUGAUUUUUGAAAAGAGCUUUAUCCCCCCACCCCUUUGCUCUCCAUUUUAACCUGUAUUUAGAUAAAUCAAAAUGCUAUUUAUGACGACAAAAUUUGCAAGACAUUUACAGUGAUGUAGCAUUCACUAAAAUCUUACAACCGUUUUCAAAUAAUUCACAUUUACACUAAGCAAUGCACAGAAAAUAUAAUAGGAAUGUACAUGAUAUGUUUUUAAUAAUAUUGUGUACAUUUUAAUUAUAAACUUUAAUAAUUUUAAAAAUAAUUCCCAACGCUUACAAUACGGAAACUUUAAGGUUAUCAAACACAUUCAUAUCGCAAGAAAAAAAGAUCGUAAUUUUAAUUACACCUUCAAUUGAAGAGUGACAUAAACAACAUAAAGACUGUGAAUUGUUUAUGGCAUUCCUUUUGUACAGAUGUACUUAAAGUAACAGUAAUAAUUCCCUUUAAUAAAAAUUAAAUGUUUACAGUAAAGUCAAGUCUAUUCAAAAUCUGAAUUAUGUUGUUAACAAUUAAUCAUUCCAUUUAAUGCAAAUUUUUAUUUUAGUUAUUACUUUUCUCGCUUCAAGAAUGCAAUGGAAAAUAAAUAUUUUUUUUUAAAACCCAGCUUAUUUUGCAAUUGCAUCCAUGUCUAAAGUAAUUGACUUAUCAUAUUGCUUAUUAAUAAAAGAAAAUACUCAUCAUUUCUUAACUUUUGUAUUACUAUUUUAUUUGAUAAAGAAUGUUGCUAAACAUGUAUUUUGUUCUUAAUAUUGUUUAAAUCUGUGUUCAUUUCUCAAAUAAUCGCUUUAUCAUUAAUGCUUUUAACCUUUUAUUGUAUAUUCUAGGGCACAAAAAUCUCAAAGGCUUCUCUGUAAUGUAAUUUAUAAAUUGGAAUUAAAAUUUAAAUCAAAACUUUAAAAAUGCUGCUUGAAAAGUCAAGAACCUAAAGAUUAAAUGAUCAAUAAAAGAAAAAUUGG
Molecule: messenger RNA, 3440 nt
Organism: Eurytemora carolleeae
Lineage: Eukaryota; Metazoa; Arthropoda; Copepoda; Calanoida; Temoridae
Product: phosphatidylinositol 5-phosphate 4-kinase type-2 alpha
Exons: 12
Coding region: 58-1311 (417 amino acids)
Biological process (GO): phosphatidylinositol metabolic process
Molecular function (GO): phosphatidylinositol kinase activity
Source: RefSeq, a predicted model, not a curated record